Messenger RNA from Eimeria acervulina, 804 nucleotides. RefSeq lists its product as hypothetical. The record is from RefSeq and is a predicted model, not a curated record. The transcript has a single exon. NCBI's taxonomy places the organism in Eukaryota, Apicomplexa, Conoidasida, Eucoccidiorida, Eimeriidae. The coding region runs from base 1 to 804 and encodes 267 amino acids.
AUGCAGCGCAGCGCGAAGAAGAAGCAGUCGGCUGUCUGCAGCAGCUGUGAGGAGUUGUGGGGAUUAGAAGAAGGUGUAGAAAAAGAAAUAAUUGGCGUUCUUUUAUCAGAGUUUGAAGCACAGAACGAAAGACAACAAGAAAUAGACUCUGCUCUCUCCACAGAUGUAAGCAACGAUAAUGAUGCCGAUGAUGAACGCGAAGAUGAAUUCAGCGACAGCAAACAGCAGAGGCAGAAGCAGCAGCAGCAGGAUGCGAGGCGGCAGCAGCGGCAGCAGUUGAGGCAUUUGCAGCAGCGGCAGCAGGCAAAGGAGCGCCGCAAACAGCAGCAGCAGGCGCAGCAGGAAGAACACCAACAGCAGCAGCAGCCGCAGCAGGGAGAGCACCAACAGCAGCAGCAGCAGCAGCAGCAGCAGCAACGGAGUCGACACCACUCUUUUGCUGGCCCUCCUUUGCUUGCUGAUGCAUUGAUAAUAACAAUGCCUUCCCGCCCGCCUUCAACUUUAUCUCGAAGCUAUCUUCGUUUUGUUAAGGGUAUUUAUAAAAGAAAAAAGAAGCAGUUCUUACAGGGGCAUUCUAUGGAGGAGUUUAAAACACUUAAAGCGCAAGUACAGAAAAGAGAAGAAUCCAGCAGAAAUAAUAUUAUCAAAUGCAGAUGUGCAAAGCCUUCUCUUAAUAAUAUACAACAACAAAUACAUAUAAAAGAACCUACAGGGCGUCUCACCCCUCAGGAUGCAUGCGAGCGAGUCUCUCUCCCAGGCUGUCCAGGAGAACAUCAACGAGUUUUAAUUUUCAUUGACGAAUAA